AUGUAUACCAGUGAUCCAUAUUGGUACUUUGGCAUGUUUUUAGAUGCAACCAGGAUGGAAAUAUUUUCAUUUAACAAAGAAUUAAAAAGUGAGGAUGAACGUGAUGAUGAUAAUGAUGAUGAUGAUGAGGAGGAAGGUGAGAAAGGUGAGAGAAGUGGCAAAGGUGGUGAUGUGGAUGACAAUGAUGAUGAUGAUAGUGAUGAUGAUGAUGAUGAGGAAGGCGAGAAAGGUAAGAGAAGUGGCAAAGGUGGUGAUGAGGAGCAGGAGGAGGAGGAUGGUGGUGGCAAAGGUGGUGACCUACAUGAUGAUGACAAUGACAAAGAGGGAAGCAAAGGUGGUGAUGAGGAGGAUAGAACUGAAUCCGAAAAGAAUGAAGUUCCAUCUGAAACUCCUAAAAGGCCAAUCACUUUUUCAUUAAAGACCAAUGAGGCAAAUGAAGAAAAGGAUAUGGAGGAUGAAAAUGAAUAUGACAAAGGAGUUGAGUCUGAAACUGCUAACAAGCCGAGCACUUCUCUGCCAAAGACAAAUGAAAUCCCUGAAGAUCAGAUGGACCUUGAUAACCAGGAUGUGAGGAAUACCACUCAUACUGCUGAAAUUGAUGAAGCUACGAUAAUUGCAGUUCAAGUAAUAUCUCAGCUGGACCCUAAAGGUAUGUUUCCGGUUGAAUAA
This is a messenger RNA of Papaver somniferum (opium poppy), 669 nucleotides long. Its product is annotated as nucleolin-like. The record is from RefSeq and is a predicted model, not a curated record. Lineage: Eukaryota; Viridiplantae; Streptophyta; Magnoliopsida; Ranunculales; Papaveraceae. Bases 1 to 669 code for a protein of 222 amino acids. The transcript is spliced from 5 exons.